This is a messenger RNA of Trichomonas vaginalis G3, 621 nucleotides long. RefSeq lists its product as uncharacterized. The coding region runs from base 1 to 621 and encodes 206 amino acids. The record is from RefSeq and is a predicted model, not a curated record. The transcript has a single exon. Lineage: Eukaryota; Parabasalia; Trichomonadida; Trichomonadidae.
AUGCAAUACAGAUCGAAUUAUGGUCAACGACCGAUGCCACCAGUUGGAAUGCCACCUGGACAACCACCAAUGCCAAUGUCCAUGCGUCCACAACCAAUGCCAGGACAAAUGCCGCCAGGAAUGCCUCAACAACCACAAAUGAUGGGUCAACAAAUGCCACAGCCACCUCAAAUGAUGGGUCAGCAAAUGCCUCAGCAGCCACAAAUGAUGGGUCAACAAAUGCCUCAACAACCACAGAUGAUGAAUCAACAAUAUCCACAGCAACCACAAAUGAUGGGACAGCAAUAUCCACAACAACCGCAAAUGAUGCAGCAGCAACAGCAAAUGAGACAACCACAAUCUGUACCAAUGCAGCCUCCACAACAAUCAUUACCUCCUCAACCACCGAUUGUACCUCAUCAAUCAGCACCUUCUACUCCUCAGGCUCCUGGAAUGCCUCCUCCUCAGCCACAAGCUGCUCCAGGGCAGCCAGAGCCUCUUCCAGCUGAUACUUUCGCAAACGAAUGGAGGAAUUUCCAAUUACCCGAACUAGUACCACCGGAUAAUUCCCAAUUUAUGGAAAGUAUCGACCAAAGAUUCCAAAUUCCUGUUUUAUUACAACAAAUUCGUUCGAUGCCUUAA